Messenger RNA from Blastocystis hominis, 1083 nucleotides. RefSeq lists its product as hypothetical. The record is from RefSeq and is a predicted model, not a curated record. The coding region runs from base 1 to 1083 and encodes 360 amino acids. NCBI's taxonomy places the organism in Eukaryota, Bigyra, Opalinata, Blastocystidae. The transcript is spliced from 3 exons.
AUGCCUACCAAGAAACCUACUGAAGAACACCUUGAACCUGAAGAAGAGAAUGAAGAGCAAGAGGACGGAGGACUGAUUCGGACGUGUCAUCUGUGUGGUAAAGCUCAAUGUGGCCAACGAAGAGGGCGCGUCCGGUGUGCCUAUUGCAAACGAGUCUUUUGUCUCCAACAGCUAUACAAAAAAUUCGGUAUCCGUACCACUGUUGAUGAUCGUAAUUUCAAAUGUCCUCGUUGCUUAGGGAUUUGCUGUUGUGUGACUGACUGCAAAAAGGGACCUCCCCAUGUGCACUGCAAAGUCUUCAAAGUUCGGCAAAACAAGCGAAAAAACCGAGAACUCGCUGCUCUCGAAAAUGCAGCUCAAGAGGCGAAAUCCUUUGUCCAACCUGUUCGUCCUAUCAUCCAACCAGCGGAAGUUCCCCCCAUGCACCCUGCACCCUGUAUCACACGCAUUCAUUCCAUCCCUUCCUUUACGUCGCUAACGGCUCUCCCCUCAUUCCAGCCGCUCCCCACUCCCGAUCUCUCGAUAAAACUGGAACCAGACGUACCGCACGCCUCGAGCUACAUUCCGAUCUCUCCUUCCGCGCCUUCUUCCUACCUUCCUCUCCCUCUUCCCGAUCCCCAGCCUCCACUCUACGCAGAUCCCUACCUCUCCACGAGCUACGGCACCCCUCUCGAGCUCUCACGUGUUCAACACAGCGAUUGGCUCACGCAGCUCAAUCUCAAAGCCCUCGACGACCCCGAGGCGCUUUCUCCCUACUCCAGUGCCUUCCUGCCCGGCGAAACACCCAGCGAUGAGUCGCUUUCCGCGGGAAAACACGACAAACUCGCGAGAAGAGCGCGAGAAAACCGCGGGUUUGUCGAUCGGCUUCGCUCGUUCUUCGCGGGACGAAGCGAGUUUUCGCGGGAACUUCUCGAGUCGCAGCAAUCGGAAUUGCUCCGCGAUGCGCUGCAGCUGCAGUCGAAAGCGGAGAAAAGCGAUUUGCUGCUGAAGAUGGUUGACAAUUUCAAUCAAAACACAAUUCACGCGACGGUCACGUGGCAAUUAGUCAGCAACACGCUUCGUUUAUGUGAUUUCCCGCGGUAA